This is a messenger RNA of Pomacea canaliculata, 1538 nucleotides long. Its product is annotated as threonine aspartase 1-like. The coding region runs from base 87 to 1397 and encodes 436 amino acids. The record is from RefSeq and is a predicted model, not a curated record. Gene Ontology annotation, biological process: protein maturation. The transcript is spliced from 13 exons. Lineage: Eukaryota; Metazoa; Mollusca; Gastropoda; Architaenioglossa; Ampullariidae. Gene Ontology annotation, molecular function: threonine-type endopeptidase activity.
GUCCCCUUGUUUUUUGUAGGCAUUCGACAUUAGGACCAGCAAAGUUGUCUGAUUUGAAUAGCUAAUGUUUGGAAAAGCUUCUUCCCAUGAUGGCUGAAAAAGAAGGAAGCUGCAACAGGCUUUUUGUAGCUGUACAUGCAGGGGCUGGAUAUCAUAGUGCUGAGAAGGAAUGUGAAUAUAAGGCUGCUUGCAAGAAAGCUUGCUUACAGGCGAUGUCACUUCUAAAGAAAGGUUACAGUGCAUUUGCUGCAGCUAUUAAAGCUACAGUGAUCUUGGAAGAUGCAGAAUGCACCAAUGCAGGCAGAGGAUCCAACCUGACCUUGACUGGGAGUAUUGAAUGUGAUGCUAGUGUCAUGGAUGGAUCCACUUGCCUCUUUGGUGCAGUGGGAUGUGUGUCUGGAGUCCUGAACCCUGUGCAGCUGGCUGGCAAAUUGAUUGACAUGCAGAAAGACAAUUCUUUAUCUCAUGGUAGGAUUCCUCCAAGUGUGCUUGUGGGAGAAGGAGCCAGAAUCUGGGCUAAGCAACACGGAAUUAAAGUAGAUGAAGACAAUCAACUUAUUACAGAGAAGUCGAAGCGUCAGUAUAAGAAAUACAAGCGCAGAAUUGAGACUGCCACUGAUUCAACUCCAAAGAAGAAAGCAGCUCUGGAUGACAUAUUCUUGUCAGCUCAGAAUGAUGGGACAAGUCUUGAAUCUGAGAAUCUGCAAAAGCAUAUAUCUAAGAAAAAUAAUGGUGCUCAACACAACACAGCCUCACCCCAUGACACAGUAGGGGCCAUAUGUUUGGACAGUCAGGGGAAUCUGGCAGCAGCAGUGUCCAGUGGUGGCAUAUGGCUCAAACACCCAGGGCGGCUUGGUCCUGCUGCUAUGUAUGGUGCUGGCUGCUGGGCACAAAAUCCAGAGAAUGGGUACCCAGGUGUUGCAGUUAUAACAUCUGGCUCAGGUGAGCACUUGAUGAAGACACUUUUUGCCAAGACCUGUGCUGACUGUAUUUACACCACAGAUAAUGCCACCCAAGGACUCAACACGUCUUUUACUUCCCAUUUUUUAGAUUCUAAGCUACUUAAAGGUUUGGACAGUAGACUUGCAGGUGCACUGGCCCUUAAAGUGUUGGAGUCAAAUGAAGGAAGAGAGUUGGAGCUGGUGUGGGGACACACAACACUGAGUAUGGCUCUUGGAUACAUGUGGGGUGAAGACCUGAAACCCAGGGUGCUCAUUUCCAAGUUAAGUGAACAAGCCAAAGAGGGCAAGUCCUUCUCUUUAUCAGGCGCAUUCUUUUCUUCUGAAAAAUCUCCAUGUGUUCAGGAAUGUUGUCUUCACCAAAGCAACCUCAAUGAAAAGGUGUCGCAGUGCUUACAGACCCUGGCCAGUGCAGACAGACUCAUGCCAAGGCUGUGAUGAAGUGCUGGGAGCUGAUUGUUGCCCUGCUACUGGCAUGGUGGAUGUUGGUGGCCAUACGUAUGUUUGCCAACCUAGGCUUGGAAGAAACAAGCGACACUAAGCUGUUGCUCCAUACCAUAGAGGAGCUGGAUAUACUUU